Messenger RNA from Caenorhabditis auriculariae, 12482 nucleotides. The record is from the annotation of a GenBank genome assembly. NCBI's taxonomy places the organism in Eukaryota, Metazoa, Nematoda, Chromadorea, Rhabditida, Rhabditidae.
AUGAAGACGAGCAUUCCGCGAAUCGCUCUCAACGGCGAAGAAAAGCAGCUGCGAGCGAUCAGCGUCGCGUCGUCGUCGCGCUACGAUGAGCCGCCGAGUCGCACGGCGAGUUCGGAAAGCUCGCGAUUCUUCUCGAUCGCGCCGACGGCCACGCUCGCCAGCAUGGGUCGCAAGCGUCGCAUGUCCGAGGCCUUCCUUCGCAAGUCCGUUUUCUUACCAUUUUUGAUUUUUUAACCUGUCAGUUUGUCUUGAAAAAAUUUUGUUAAAGAUUUAAUCUACCUUGAAAAUCAGUAAACCUGACUUCUUUAUCAGUUGCAUAAAAUAUCAAAAACUGCUAGUAGACGGGCAUCACGAUUUUUUUUUUAGGCUUGAGUUAGAAUCAGUGCUUGAGUGUUUGAGAUGUGAGGUGAAACGUGAAAAAAACAGAAAGUGAGUUGAAACGAUAUAUAUAAAAAAAUACAAAAAUGAAUAAAUUUCUUUUUUUAAACUUUUUUUUCGGUUCUGGAAUCUUGACUGGAGGAAUUAUGUUUAUUAGUUAUCCCAGCGCAGCAAAAACUAACUCUCAAUUUUUUUGUUUUUUUAUUUUAUGGCUUCUAUGUAGUGAAAAAAAGUUGCAAGCUUGUUUUUUUAAAUAUUUUUUUCGACGUUCAAAAACUUUUUUUCAAAAAAAUUUUUUUAAAUAUGUCCUUUUUUUUCUUAUGAGGAGUUAGCAUAAGAGUUCUCCAAAAAAGCAUUUCGAAUGCUUAUUCUACGAUAUUUUGAUUAUGUUAAUUCUGCCAAAACGAUUUUAGAUGAAAUAUAGGGCUAAUUGUAAAAAUAAUGAUAGAUAAAAUCAGAGCCCACAUAGUUGAAUCAAAUCAGUUUCUCCUUUGGUUUCGAGAAUCUCAAGCCUGAAUAAAAUGAAAUCACUUUUCAUAUGUUUGCUCAGUACAUCCUGAAACUUUUAUUAUGUUUCUCAACUUUAUUUGAAAAUUUCACACUUCCCCGGAAGAUUUCCAAGAACACGUGUUGCUUCACGUAGUUUGCCCUCGUCAAUCUUUUUUAAUGCGAUCGUCUCGAAACACUUUUUCUCAUUCCUAGUUCAAAUCUCUCUUUGUUUCUUUGCUUCGAAUCGAGUUGCUUUGCAAAAUUGCGACAUCCUCCUUCAAAUGCCUACAUGACAUUUGCAACUCUUGCCAAUGAGCAAUUAGUUCGAGAUUGGCCUCCGAGCAAGCAAAGAAUACAAAGGUUGGCCGAAAAUUGAACUGCACAACUUUGAUUCAUACUCUAAAAUGGAAGUUCCCGGAAGGGGAGAAAAAUGAACUUGGUAACCGGUAGAUUGUAUAGAUCCUUCUGUGGAGAAUUUGGCUCAAUCUUGAGAUCUCCUGAAACAAAUUUCCAUGUACUCGCUCCAAAUAGAUCAACUGAAAACUAAAUUUUUCGACUCUUUUCUCACUGAAAACUGACUUCGAUUCACUAUUUUCUCAAAGUUUAACAAAAAUGCAACAAUUUUUUCUUCGUUUCGCAGUUUCGCCCUCUCAACCGUGAACUUCGAAGCGCGGUAGCGGAACUUGACAUUUUCACAAAAUGUUCCUUUUUCUUGAAAAUCUGCUCAAGCAUAUAUUUGACACGUGGCGUGGAAGUGUUUCGGUCCAACAUUGGAAGGGAAAAUACGAGAAUACUGUUUCAUCUUGGUGGGAAAAUUUAAUAUUUAUCAACUUUUUUAUUCAAAGAGAAAGUUUUAAAAAAAUAAUCCUAAUCGCGGUUUCAAGUGGGGCGAAUUUCAUGGGUAUGAUUCAAAAAAAUAGUAUUUAUUUUUUUAUUGGUACAACAGAAAUGAGUUUUUCUUUUGAAAAAUUCCUGAUGGAAUUGACUCUAAAAUUCUACAUUUCAGUGAAAAAUGUUUCAAAUAUUAAUCAAUUUCCAAAAAAGCUUCUCAGACAUAUUUAGACCCAUGCUCUCGAAAAUCAGGAGCAAACGAAAAUGUCAAAAAAAGUAUCUUGUUUGGUGUCCACUAGACAAAAAUCUAUCGUUUUGAAUUUUUUCAAAUGUCAAGGCCAGUCGUAAAUCCACUUAUGGCACGUGGAAAAGCCCCGAUUCUUAAUCUAGGCGAUUUUAGCUGAUUGUUUUUUUUUCGACGAUUUUCCACAUCCAACUGCCGGACAUAAUCACAAGGUUCCGUAGGAUUGGCGGUUUUUUUCACGAUUUUUUUAUUUCUUCCAAGCUCAGCUCAUUCUGUUGGUUGUUCUCAAGCUGCUAUUUUAUGGCUAAUAAACCCAGUUUCGCUAUUUUACGACUCGCGGAAGCGCCUCUGAAAGUCCAGUUCCACCAUUUUCUGAUUUAAACCUUCUAUAGAGUUUAUCUUUUCUCAGAACCUUCACAAGUUUGAGGGAAAACCCAACAAAACUCGAUUUCCCGCCAAAAGUUUGCACGGAAAUUGCCCGGGGCCAAGUUGCCGACGAAGCAAGGUUAAUCCGCUUUCCUUUUUUUGGUGUUGCAACAUGUUUUAUGGGCUUUUGUUGUUCAAGAAAAUUACGUCUUUAUGGAGAUGCCGUUUUUAGCUUGCUCGUGGAGUUUGGGCAUUCUUUGACGAAAGAGGUCAUUUCACUCACAAAGUUGGAAUUUUUUCAAAGACUCUUCUAAAAUCUUGUAGAAGAUCUUCUGUUAAUAUUUACUAGUUACUCAAACUUAUAGUUUUGGGUUUUUAUAUUUUCAAAGUCGAGUACAGGGCCGAGGUACCAAAACCAAUAUCACGCAAUUUUCAAAUCCAUUUUUCUAUGAUAAAGGUUUUUACACGGAGAAUAUAUCUAGAAUAUCUAUGAAGUCAAAAACUGUUUUAGAUGGUUUUCAGAAAUUUCCCAGGCUUUAACGGAAUAUUUCCUCCUGUUUGAAGGCCCACACGGAAAAAUUGAACUUAAAACUUUAAAGAUCAGAAAAUCAGCAGAAAUAGAGGAUUUUUUUUUUUUGACAGAGAACGUUUCGUAUAAAAGCUUUUAUUGAAGUUGGACAAAAAUUAACGCACCGAAGGUUGAAUCAAAUUAGUUCUAAGAGUUGAUCAUGAACAUUUUUUUUUCAGAAUGUUCGUUUUUUCGAUCUCAGCUUAGAUCAAGCUUCGAAAAAGUUAGGUAGGUUUUGAAAAGUUAGGCGGAAGUAUCCUGAAAGUACAUUUUCCCACUGCGUUCUCAAAUCUCCUUUCAGAGUUGAGCGAGAAAAGAAUGGAUAGGUCCCGAUAAUUUAAAUUUUUCUUCCGUGCGCCCUGCUAAAAUGAUUGCUCGGAGUUGGUUUCUUCUUUUUUGCAAAAGAUGUGGUUUUUUGGUCUGAUCGAAGACCGCCAGAACUUUUCAUUCAUUUUCGUGGUGGCGCUAUUUCGGAGCGGCUCCUCACGGCGUGUAACUCGACACUUUUCGAAGAUCUUCUUGAGUCCACUGCGAUCUCGGCGGAAAUACACUCACUUCAGGCCAUCGGCUAGCAAAAAAUAAAGCAUACGGAGAGCUCAAUUGUCGCCUUUUCUUCGUCUCUUUCACUAUCAAAUUCAAUCUUCGUCCGUCCCAAAGUUAUUGACUAUUUUUCAAUUACUGGCUCUUUGGUUAAAAAAAAUCAAUUACUUGCAUUUUUAAAUUCUUUUUGCCCAACCAAGUUUGAAAAAAAAAAAUCAAUAUCUUUCGGAAAAUUUUAUUUCGAAUUUUGCAAGUUUAAAGUAGUGCUUGAGGUUUGAGGCGAGCAGAAAAAUAGUUGUGGAGAAAAGUAUCUUUUUUCCAACCACGAGUUGAUCUUUUAGACUUUCUUCGAGUCUUUUCAUAAACUAGCGAAAACUUUUUUUUUUCUCAAAACUUUUUCUAUCUUCCAACUGAUUUUUUAAAAGUGUAUCAAGAGGCUCAGAUUUCACCAAUAACUUGGACGUUGGCUAGCUUUAUUUAAAACAUAUUCGAGAAUCUGUGUUUUUAAAUUUAGAAUUUUUUUCAAAUAUAAUUUUUUCAGAGACAUGAAGGAACAAGAUGUAUAUCAAUGCCUCUAGAUCAACAAAAUUUUGAUCCUAUCAUGUAAUUUGAAAACGAUGAACAAUUUCUUCUCUUGCAGUAAUUGGCGCCUUCGAAGGCAAGGCGUUUUUGAACUUUUGAUAAUUUUCAAAGUUUCCUUUUUUUGAAUACUCUUCAUCGCUUCACCUUAUCUACGAUAGACGGGCUUUUCUAUUAUUUUAGCAAAUACUUUGUUAUCAAAACCCGCUUCUCUUCAAUUUUUCUUGCUCAAAACAAGUAAAGAACCUUUGAGAGACGAUUUAUAAAGUCGUGCGAACUUUCACCGAAUCGCAGGCGAAGACUGAUGACCGCCAUGUGCCCAUCAAUUACGUCGGUGUCUGCAGCUUUUCCUUCUGAUAGAUUUCGUUGCCCUGUGUGAUAUUUUCAUAGCGGAACCAACGGCUCCACUCCAUCGGUCCAUUGAGAACGAUCAAAAUAACCAAAUUUUCGCGCCUACAAAAACAUCCCCGAAAAUAUUUUGAGAAACAUUCAGCGUCUGCGACAAAUUGGGUUGUUUUGGUGUUAUGUUCUCUUUCUUUCCUGUGAAGGUCCCCUGGAGACGUGAGCCUUUUGUAGGAGGAAAGUGCGGCGAAGAGAUGAAUAACAAGACUUUGUAGUCUUUUUCGUCUUGUUUUUCAUUCUAUUUUUUGCUAAUUAAUCGGAAUAUGCCCUCAAAAAGGAUUCUGAUCAAGUCUUUGAAGUUUUUGAAGUUUUUCUAACAUAGUGUUAGAUGUAAUAACAGAAGAUCCUGGAAAUUUGAACCUGCAAAAUUUCUUCUUAUUCAAAAACGGACCGAUUUCUGACCUCUUGCACAGAUUACACUUCCAAAGUCUUUUUGAAGCAAUUUUCAAACUUUCUUGUAAAACGACCUUCCUCGGUAGGAACAUACUUAUUUUAACUGGAAGAAACUAUGGAUCUAGGAAAGUUACUUGAAACUCCAGAAAACGCGUAAGAAAAUCCAUUAGGUUUUUUUCGAACAGAUUCCAGAAUGAGAUUUUUGAAGGAAAAAGCUUAUACUUACUUAUUUUUCUAUUCUCCAUGUUUCAAAUAUUUCAGCUUGGUUCAAUACUGUUUUUGAAGACAUCUUUAACUUUUACGAGAAAAUUUUUUUUUCGAAGUAGAGCUUCGGCCGUUUUUUUCGCGCGAAGAAGCCCUCUUAUUGUGAAGAUUUUGUCGCCGUUUCAUUUUUUUUUUCGGCCGCAUCUUUAUUCAAUUUUUUCUUUUGCCUUUUUGUUUGGACACUUCAAUUUCCGUGGCCUAUUGCUUGUUUGCGAUUGUCGCGUAACUCAAUCUUGAAACAUUCUGAGAAACUUCAAAGAAAAUAAAUAUUUAGAAGAAGCUCGAACUUUAGUCUAUAGGAAACUCACUGUGAAUAUUCAAUUUUCGGUGCUUGAAUUUCGUACCGAACAUAUGUUAUUUACGUUCAUUGUGGGUGCUUGAGGCGUAUAAUUCCAGAUUUUAACGGUAGCUGCAAAAUUGUUGGGUGGAAUUAUAUAUUAUUUCUUCCCAUGCAGGGAAUGGAUAACUUUUUUUUAGUCAGUCUGCUAAUUUUGCCUCGGUUUUUUGAAAAAGUCUAAUCGGAUCAAUUAUGCUGCAUUUUAGCCUUCAGAAACCCAAUGAGCAUUUUUCUUUUUCAAAAGUCGGAAGCAAGAAGUAUCAUUCAGAAAGGUGCAGACUUGAGAUUAGUGAAGGAGGCCGACUUUGUCAGCUUUUCGAUAAAAUCUUCUCGAAAUGACCUUUUGCGUUUUCGCAAUCUAUUCAAGCAGAUAACAGAUUCAACUUAGAAUUCGGGAAAUUACGGAGAGGGUAAGAAAAGAUUGGUUUUUGUUUUCUGUUUGACUCGAACACGGAGGAAAGUGUCUGUGUGACAACAACACGGCCGCUUUUCCCAUCGUUUUCUACUUUUUUUUUCUCUCGUCGCUCCUUCAGAUCACCUCUAACAUGUUGAUUAAUUUGAUUACUUUUUUCGAGUGCUCUUUAUGUUGAACAAAAAAAGAAACGCCUUGAUGAUCGGAAGAUUUUGUUUUGACACAACUAUAGAGCUCCUUCCUCAUAGGUUCACUUACUUUAAAAGCAUCCCCGCGACUUGUCACUUGGGGGAUUCGUUACUUUUCUCCCCAAUUCUAAAUUUGUCUUUUUUGAAAAGAAUUAGGUUUUGCACUGAUAUUUUCCAACUCUUGAAUGGAAGGUCUUGCAAGAGUAUCUCGGAAAGGCAAUGGCCGAUUUUCUCAAAAACAACUCGAUCACUCGCCUGGGAAUUCUUCGGAACACUCUCCCCUAAUAAAUGUCGAAGAAUUCUUUCAGCCACCCGAAAACACUCCUAAUUAUGAAACCCUUUCUUCCACUUUUUGCCGCCUCUUCCUUAGAAACGCCUCCCAUUCAGAGGAUUCUUUUUGCAUGAAAAAUGGACGAAAAAGAGAAGAAAAAAACGUGUUUGAAAAUUUGAAGUUUUGCCGAGGACUCCUUGAAGACGCGGCAUAUUCUAUGCAAAUUCCUCUCCGCUUUUCCGCAGUUUUUCGCUUUUACACUCUUUUUCCAGCUGUUUUUUUGUUUUACUUCUCUGUGAGCUUCCUUGACAAGUCGACCAACUAGAAACAUUAGGCCUUUCAAGACUUCUUUUUUCAAAACGACGGCAAAAUAAAUAUUCAUUGCGUGCUCUAAGUGAUGGCAAAAAAAAAGUGGAUACAAUUUCAACACUUCUCAUAUUUCCUCAUGUUAAAUCUGUGGUACACAAGACGAUCCCCACUCUCAAAAACAACCAAAUGCGGCCUUCUUUGUCCCUCAAGUGGUCCCUCGCGACUCGUUGCGUCACUAAUCAUCUACAACACUUUGCAGCCUUUUCUUUUGUCGUCCAUGUCAAAUAUAUGCGCGAAAGCCGUCAUUGUCAGCCUUUUUCCCACGUUUUUGCCAUUCCGCACAAGCUUUUGGUAGUUCCUUAGCACUUUCUAGGUCUCACAGAGGCUUCACCUUUUUCGGCUCAUUUUGGACUCCAAUACAAAUUUUAUUUUUAUCUGCCAGUCAAUAAAUUUCCCAUUAUUCUUUUUCAUUUCUUCUUCGCUCGGCUUUCUGAAGAAUAUUAUUGAGAUCAAAAAAGUCGCCGUCGGGUCUUCAUGAAGAGAGUGUUCGCAUUAUAGUAAUAAGGAAGAAAGCUUCUUCUCUCAAGACUUUUCAUUUUCUUGAUUGCAGUACUGUUUCUCUCGAGGUAAAUCAGUUCCUUAUUCGACAAACUGGAAUGAGAAAAAAAUUGCUUCUCUGGGAAAUUUUUUUUUGUUCAAUCAAGUGAACUUUUGGCUAUACGACUUUUUGCGUUAAGAAAAACUUCCCUGUGAAAGUCUAUAACACAAAUUAAGGCUCUCAGCUCUUUUUUAGUUUUAGUUCUGUGAAAGGGAAAAUCGAAUUAAUUAGAAACGGAUCCGAUUACUAACUUUGCGCAUGUUUCAUUACAAUAAUUGUUUUAACGACUUUAUAAAUCUUCUUCUCACGUGUUCUGAGACAAUGAGGAUUGGAUUUAUUUUUCAAUCCAACUCCAAAAAAGACUGCUCGUAAUUUGAAAGCGGGAUACUCGAGCAAAUUUUUUUCUUCUCAUUGUCUUCAAAUUACAUUUAGUUGUUUUUUGAACGUUAAAAGCGUUGAAAUCUAUGGUGGGUGCUAAUUUUAGCCUCUUUUUGAAGAAUUUUUUUGAAUAUUUUUCUCACGACCCUUUAUCAAAAAGGAGAAAUUCGGAGAAAUCAGGGCGAGAAGAGGAAAAAUAAUAAUAAUUAAGCUUCGAGGUCCGUUUUUCUGCAGUAACAACGUCGAUUCCUAACUUUCUCCAGUCGUCUUUUUCCCCUCAACUUCCUUAUUUUUAGUUUCACCUUUUCUUUUAUUAAAAACAGGUGAGUAAUAUAGUUGUUCUAUAAUGCCGUUGUCUUGAACCUUUCGUUCGAAUAACUUGUGGGAUCCUUGCCACCGAAAAUCUUCCAAACUCUCUUUUGAAGUCAAUAGAACUUCUCAUUCAAAUUUUCAUCGUUUUUCCCGAUUCAGACUUUUAUAAAGCUCACAACUCUACUUUGAAGUUUCGAUUGAAAUUGACUCUUUAUCUCACAUUAAUGACUUUUUUUUUAAAGUACAGAUUUACAACAGCGAAAUAUGCUAAGCCAUGAAAUAACUUGAGCGCCAAAAUAUUAGAAACUGGAGAAAACUUUAAUCGCGUAGACUACUGAAGAGGUCACUAAUCGUUCGCCACUUGAGUCGCCACUUUUGGAUUACUGAAUAGACCAUUGAAGCGUCGAAACCCUCAAGUGGUCACCAAAAUUUUUUCUGGACAAUCAGGUUAUCCCUGUUCCUAAUACAUAUAAAUGACUCAGGUAUCCGUUUAAAGGUAAGUGGCUAGUCAAAAUGAGGUUUGCGUGUCAUUGAGCCAUUUUCUGAUAACUUUCCUUGUGAUUCAAAAAAUCUACUCAGUAUCCCAGAAAACUCCUUAUUUUUGGAGAAAAUAGCAAUUAUUGUGACUGGGUUUUUAUUUUUUUCAAUAUUUCAAGGAAAAAUUGUUGGGAAAUUCUAGGCUUUGAAAUAAGUCAUAUAAAUUUUGAGUUUGAAUAAUUUUUUUGACAAUUCUUCAAAUUUCAAUUGCUUUUUGGAUUCUCCACAUAAAUUUAUCAUUCUUAUGAGAUUUUUUUGAAAUGUUUUUUUAAAGCCUCAAUUUUUUCAUCUUUUCUGCUUUGGACAAGAGUUCGUGUGGCUUCUAUGUUUUGAUCCGGGAAGUCUGGAUGAAUCCCAACGGGACCAUUUAUUCACGCUCCAAUGAAUCAUUUAUCAGCUCUUAUUUGAUUAGAGCGCCUUCUUUUCCAAGAAGAAUAACUCUCCAAUCCUUGCCUUUUCUUGUCUUGGUAAUUAGUCUUGCACCCGAAGGACGAUGGAAAAAUUAUAAAGGUCUGGGCACUUUUCCUGUCUCAUGACUUUGUACUUUCGAAUUAUAAUAUUAUAUGGGAUUAUAAAAUUCGAAUAAAAUGUUAUACAGGAUUAGGAGCAUUUGUUUCCCUGCAAACGGGUAAAACAUUUAUUUUGUCUUUUGUGAGCUGCAAUGCGUGGGAUUAACUGCUCGAAUACCUAGUGAGUCAUUUUCCCUUGCUAUUACAAAGUUUCUUUUCAUUUAAAUCUACGCCUUCUUUUGCUAUAUAAUUCAAUUUAUUCGGUAGUUAUUACAACAAUUUUCUCUUUUUAAAACAAAAAAAAACGAUUGAGUUGAUGCUAUUUUCAAUAAUGAAAUAAAAAUUUGAUGAAUAUUUGAAUUAGUGUUCCGAACGCCGAAUUAUGUUGAAAGUUAAUAUUAUUUAUUCACAGACAAAUCAAAAUAUAAGGUACAAAAAGAUGGAAAAUUUUCUUCCCGAGAAGUUUACCUUUUCGAUGAAAACUGGGUCAACCCACUUUCUUAGUUUCUAGUUGAGCCUGAUAAAAAAUAGCAUAUCUGCUCUUGGAUUCAAAGGCAUUCCUUUAGCAUAUUUAUGCCCAGUAAGAUCAUAAAAUUCUAAAAAAGAAAGCGUCAAAGCUUCUAGUACGGCAAAAAAGGGUCUCUACAUUUCAAGGAACUUUCCCGCUUCAUUUUUUUAACAUUUCGGAAUUUUGAGUCCGUCUGUGCGAACUCAGUAGUGAUUUAUCUGAAAAUAUAAUGAAGCUUACAAGUUUUGAAUGAGAAAUUUUCAGUUUUGUGUGGCGAUUACUCAACUUUUUUCACAUUCUCCCACGUUUUCAACAAAAAGUCCUGCGUUUUCUCGAUAUUUUUCGUCUUUUAAAUAUCAUUUGUACUUCAUCCACCGCAACGUCUUCUGAAACUAUGUCAAGAUUUUAUCUUUUGUCGCCUUCCGGAAAAUAUAUUUUCUGAAACUGGAAGCUGCAGGAUGGUGUCGACGCGGACGCUGACGUGGACCUGCGUCCUGAUGCAGUUGGUCGGCAGCUGCGUCUGUCUCAUCGCGUCUCUCGCCGUCAUCUCCGCCAAGCUCAACAGCGUCUCCAUCUACCCCGACAAGCAGUACGUCAGGUAUCCACUUCUUUUUUCUUGGUCAUUUUAUGGGGAGUGUUUCGUUAAAAUAUCAUAAUUUUUUCCACGGUUUUUCGGUGUUUAUUCUAUCUCUGCUGUGGAGAAAUUAACGUUUGAUCGAGGCUCACCUCUUUAAAAGCUAGAGAGCACUGACGUCUGCUCUCUCUGAAUUUCCGAAAUUCGAACGUAGACUUUUCUGAAGAACCAGACUAAAAAGGAAAUCAUGCAAAUAGUUGAAAUGAAGUUCCACAGUUUUUAGCAGAACUCCGUUGCGCUAAGGUCCUCCGUCCUCUAUAAAGAAGUAGCAAUUUAUGCUCGAUUUCCUAACAAGCUUGAAACUAGAAAAACUUGCUCUCAAAAAGGUAAAACGGGAUAUUUUCCAGCAUAGAGUGGUGGUCCUUCUGCGUGUUGAGUUUGCUGAUGAUCGUCUGCACCGUCGGCGCCAUGAUAGGUCUUUCGAAUCAUAAAAAACCGUUGUUGAUCCCGCACAUUGUCGUUUUGGUGAGUUAAGAUUCGACGAGAGUGCUUUAAUCGAGAUAUAUAAGUUUUGAACAGUUUUGAGGACAUUUCUAAAUUUUUAAAAAUUAAGUAUCAGUAUGUCUCACAUAAAAAGUUUGUAGAGACUGCAGCGUAAAACAAUUUAAAAAUAGAAAUAUUUUUGAGGUUCCCUCAAUAUUCAAGUUACUUUUUCAGGCGAUUUGCUGCACAUUUGGAUGUCGAGUUUUAUUUUGGAUCAUAGUAAAUUACGACGUUUCUGAUUUCAAUUGGCAUAUCGGUCUCGUUGCAGCUCUUUCUGCAGGUUUCUUUUUUUCUGGAUACCAUAACUUGUUUUAUAUUCUAACAUAAAAUAAUAAAUAUCCUAAGUUUUUAAUAUAUUUAUGAUCUCUCUAGAAAAACUUAUUUUGCAGAAUUUUUUUUGCUGGUCUGUCUGGCCUUCGAAAUCCGCACAUUACAAAGGAUGACGUAGACGCUUUUUUGUGAGUUUUCUUUUCAUUUCCAUCGCCUUAUCAGCCCCUUGUUUUUGCCCCUGCUUCUGAAAUAACCAGGUCGGCCGACGUAAUCAAACUCUUUUGGCAAUAUUUUGGAUGGCUGGCGGAAAUCGAAUAGAUUGUAUUUAUUGAAAGGUUAUGACGAAUUGAGAAGGAAAUGCAGUUUUUCCGUCAUGCCGGGAAUAUUUUUAGGGGCCACUUUAGCGUUUUGACUUUUAAGUUGCCACUAUAACGGUCUAAUUGGGAACCACUUGUGUGGUCUUUUUAGAAGUCUGAGUGGUACUACUAGAUCAUUGAAAACUACUAUAGAGGCGACUGAGGCGAAAAAGAGUGGCUCCUGUAGAAGUGGUUCUAGUGGCCACUUUGGGGCCUCCGAGUAGUCUUUGAGAAACCUCUCAAGCGGCCACUAGAAUUUUUCCCAAAUGCUUCAAAAACUUUUUCAUUUUAGCGACAAACCUCGUACUAUCUUUUCUUUAUAUGUAUGAUUUUUUGGAAAUAUCAAAAUUGAGCUCUUAAGUGGUCACUUCCCUCUGGCUUCCAUCACCUGUCAGUUGAACAAGAUUCAAAGUUUUCCUCUGCAUCGGUAGUUUACAGGCGACGGCGGCGGGUGUCGCGUUUCCAAACAACGGACAGCCCAGUCGUGGCGAUGUCGCAGAGACAGAGCGACAACGCCUCCAAAGGUCCCCUUCUCGCCUGUUUCGUCGCUCAGAUCGUCAUCUCGACGUUCGCCGUCGCCGAAAACGUCGUCGUCAUGCGGAUCCCCGAGCACGAAUUCGUCCUUCCGGAGACAAAGUCUGGAAUUUAUUCGGUUUCAGUCUCAAAACCAUCUUCAGGACGGCGACCAUGAUCACGGGAACUUUCUUCAUCGUCUACGUCUUCUGUUCGUUUUUCGCCUUGUGUGCCUUGUUCGCCAAUUCGUCGCUUUUCAUCUACGUCCAUCUUUUUUUUAGUGUUGGUUUUUUUUCUAGGCUUUUUUUUUACUUUGGAAACAUCAGAUAGUACUGAAAGUUAUUUUUUUAAAUCAAUUAAGAUCAAAAAUCUUCCAUUUUAAUUACAUAAAAAAAGGCCGUCCUAAUCUUGAAAAAUAUAUUUCAGGAUGUUGUAUUUCAAAGAAAAAGAAAAAUUUAUUUUUUUUCGUUUUAUUAAAAAAAUAAUUAUUGACUAAUUCGGCAUCCUACAAAGAACUUGAUCCAAACUUCAAAAUUCAGAACUUUUAUGAAGUUUUCUUGCAAAACUGCUGUUAGAAGGUAGCACGAAAAAAUCAGAAAGAUUGUCAGAAAUUGAACUUCCUGAGAAGCUACAGCUGAAAUAGGUUUGCAGUUAGUGAUGGAAACGGGUUUCGCGGCGAUGCUAGCUGUGAUGGUGGCGGUACAGCCGGGUUGGCCCGUCCAGCUCCUGAUCUUCGUCCUCAACCUCGCCAUGAUCCUCACCAUUUACUACGAGUUCAAGUUUCUUCGUGUCCUUAAGAAAUUAUCGACCUGA